This is a messenger RNA of Plectropomus leopardus (leopard coralgrouper), 936 nucleotides long. RefSeq names its product cyclin N-terminal domain containing 1 (gene cntd1). Gene Ontology annotation, biological process: reciprocal meiotic recombination. The record is from RefSeq and is a predicted model, not a curated record. Lineage: Eukaryota; Metazoa; Chordata; Actinopteri; Perciformes; Serranidae. Gene Ontology annotation, cellular component: site of double-strand break.
AUGGCGAAAAGAUUAUUUAGUUCGCCGAGUGACAGUGUACACUUCAAGUUUCGAGAAAUUUCCGUCGACCUGCUCACAGAUUUUCUUGCUAAUCUCAACAAAAGUAACAAAGAUAAUCUCAACAGUUUGUCAAAAUGCAGCGGAAACUUCAAAGAUAAAAGACUAAUGGAAUACAUCUUCCUGAUAACCAAAGAACUAAGACUUGAUCCGCUGGCUGGAUACCAUGCCGUUGAAUUACUUCAAAGGUUCAUGGUCAAGCACCUUACAGAUUUAUUGACCACACCCACACCUCAAGGUGCAGCCGCGGAUCAACCAGGAAGUUAUGAGGAUGCUGUGUUUGACAAGCUCAAGGACAAAUUCCCCCUCAUCGUCUUCUCCUGCCUGCAACUGGCAAGCAAGCUGUCUUUGCAUAGCCAUAUAAUCAACAACAACACUGCUGUACGCUUUCUGCAUUCAGUUGGCCUCAGUGUUUCCAAGCAGACUGUCCUGGAAUCAGAGCUGAUGGUCCUGAAAGGGCUUGAAUUCAGACUAAAUACUCCUAAUCCACUGACGCAUGUGGAAAUCCUUCUGGAGGUUCUUGGACACAAUGAGCCGUCCAUCCCUGUGGAGCGCCUGUAUCAACUGUGCCACCACGUCCUCCAGUUCGUCAGCCUUCAGAGGACAGCCAUCUACGAGUCCUUGUUAGUGACGACCACCCAGUGUAUGGACCCACCCGGAGAACAGAGAGAACAGUUUGUGACAGUGACUGAAGACUGCAUGCUUCUCGGUGUUGGUGUCAUCGCCGUGGCUGUGUUCAUCCUCUAUGUCAGAAAAUGGGAACAGGUUGUGGAAGAACUGAGCCACAUCACAGGAAUCUCAAAGAGGAGCAUCAGCGAUUUUGUUCACGUAACAUUGAUGCACAUUGUCAGAACCAGUUCCCCUUUAACAUCGACCUGA